UCUAGCUUUCUCUCUCUACAUCUCUCUCUCUCUCUCUCUCUCUCUCUCAAGUGCGCACAACACACAUACUAUUGGACGGUUUAAAAAGAAAAAAAAAAAGAAAAAGAAAAAUCCUGGAUUGCUGUUGGGAGACAAACACCACACCACCCAAAAACUUGCUUCUUUUUCUUGGCUAAUUAAAUUACCCCCAUUUUUCUUUGAUUAUUAUUUUAAUCCGCCAUUUUCACUGAAUCAGUGUGUGUGUUUGUGUGUGUAACGUCUUUACAUGGUGCUUUAAUUUUGCAGUGAAGCUUUCAUUUGCUGGUUGCGACGGUGGUGCACACUGACAUCUUGAUUCUGUCGUUUUAUUACAGGUCAAUUAUCUCGGGUUGAGAAUUGGUGCUGUGGUUUUAAUUUAUUUAUCCAAGAAAAAAUCAAUUACAUUGAUUCUAGAUGAUGAUGAUUGAUAUGAUGAAGGAUUAAUAACAAGAAGAAGAAGAAGAAGAAGAAGAAGAAAGAAUCUGUGAGAGAAUAUUCGUGUUUUUAAUUUUGUUGUUGGUUUGAAUUAUUAAUGGAGAGGAGGAGUAGUCAAGAAAGAAGGGAUACUCAUACAGCAGCAGCAGUAGGUAUGGCGAAUUCAAUUUCUUACGGCGGCCAAGAUUCUCCGGUGAAGCUUCCGCUUGCUCCUAUUCUUUCUACUCCGCCUGAUCAUCAUCGUAGGGGCACUAUUUCCAUGCUUUCCACUCGCCGCGGCAGCUCUAUUUUCAGCCCCACCCUAACCCUAGAUCACCACCACCACCACUUUAAUAAUCCUCCGCCGCCGCCGCAGCACCACCGCCAGCUCAGCCCUCCUGCCCCACUAGUACAGCUGCUGCAGCAGCCACUUGUCAACGAAGAGUACUCCAGCCCAGAUCCAGAUCCGCCGCCGCCCACAUCCACCCCAACUACUGCUGCUGCUGCUGCUGCAUCGAAUUCGAACAAUCUUGCAGUAACGCCACCGCCACCGCCGCCGCCGCAUCAGCAGCAGCAGAUAGAAGGCUCCGUGAGAUAUAGAGAGUGCCUCAAGAACCAUGCUGCUAGCAUGGGCGGCCAUGUUGUAGACGGGUGCGGUGAAUUCAUGCCUAGUGGAGACGACGCCUCCCCGGAAUCUUUGAGAUGCGCCGCCUGCAAUUGCCACCGCAACUUCCACCGCAAAGAAGCCGAAGGCCAGCUGCUACAAACCCACCACCCCGCCUACCUCAACCCCAACUCAACCAACAACAACAACCACCGCUCCGCAUUAUUCCACGGCAGCCAACUUCCAUCCUCCGCCCCGCCGCCGCCGCCGCCCCACCACCACCUCACGAAGCACACUCUCACAAACUCCCAAGGCUUCGCAGCCAGGCCGCCAACAAUGGUGAACUUCGGCGGAAACAGCGGAGGAACCGCGGCCGAGUCGUCCAGCGAGGAUCUCAACAUGUUCCACUCCAGCGGCGGUGGACACAACACCACGACAGGGGGGCCGGUGCCCCCGUCAUUCAAGAAGAGAUUCCGGACAAAAUUCAGCCAAAACCAAAAGGAUCGAAUGCAAGAAUUCGCGUCGAAGAUCGGUUGGAGAAUGCAGAAGCAAGACGAGAAAGAGGUGCAGCAGUUCUGCAACGAAGUCGGCGUCAAGAGACAGGUUUUCAAAGUUUGGAUGCACAACAACAAACAAUCCAUCAAGAAGACGACGCAAUCCGAUUAAUUCAUCCGAAAAAACGAAAAACGAAAGGCAAGAACUUAUUCGUCACAUUUAGUAGUACAAGCUUGUGCAUUAUCAUCAUCAUCAUCAUCAUCUAAUGUAGAAAUAUAUUUUCGGCGAAUAUUAGUUUUAAUUAAUUACCUUAA
This is a messenger RNA of Erythranthe guttata (spotted monkey flower), 1845 nucleotides long. It is a transcript of the gene HB24, whose product is annotated as homeobox protein 24. Lineage: Eukaryota; Viridiplantae; Streptophyta; Magnoliopsida; Lamiales; Phrymaceae. The record is from RefSeq and is a predicted model, not a curated record. Gene Ontology annotation, biological process: regulation of DNA-templated transcription; regulation of developmental process. Gene Ontology annotation, molecular function: transcription cis-regulatory region binding; DNA-binding transcription factor activity. Gene Ontology annotation, cellular component: nucleus.